Tinamus guttatus (white-throated tinamou) is the source of this 1322-nucleotide messenger RNA. The record is from RefSeq and is a predicted model, not a curated record. NCBI's taxonomy places the organism in Eukaryota, Metazoa, Chordata, Aves, Tinamiformes, Tinamidae.
GCAGGUAGCUGUAUCCAGUUGGGUGGCAGGUGGAUCCAAGGGUCACCAUGAAGUUUCCAGGACCCCUGGAGAGCCAGAGGUUGUCUCUCCUUCUGGAGAUGGCAAUCUCUAGAGAAGCUCAAAUGUGGAAAGCACAUGUGCCGAAAAUUCAGCCCAAUCAGGAUGUAGCCAUUUCUCCAAAGCAGAGGGAUGAGGUCAUUCAGUGGCUGGCCAAGCUCAAAUACCAGUUCCACCUUUAUCCAGAAACACUCGCCCUGGCCAUCAGUCUUUUGGACAGGUUUUUAGCCACAGUAAAGGCCCGUCCAAAGUACCUGAACUGUAUUGCAAUCAGCUGCUUCUUCCUCGCUGCAAAGACCAUUGAGGAAGAUGAGAGGAUUCCAGUACUGAAGGUGCUGGCUCGGGAUAGCUUCUGUGGUUGCUCUCCAGCUGAAAUCCGCAGGAUGGAGAAGAUUAUCCUGGAUAAACUGAACUGGGAUCUUCACAUGGCAACACCACUGGAUUUCCUUCAUAUUUUCCACGCAGUUGCGGUGUCCAACAGGCCUCAGCUUUUGACCAUCCUGCCCAAGCUGAGUCCCUCGCAGCACGUGGCGGCCCUCACGAAGCAGCUGCUGCAGUGCAUGGCCUGUUACCAGCUGCUGCAGUUCAAGGGCUCUAUGCUGGCGCUGGCCAUCGUCAGCCUGGAGCUGGAGAAGCUGCUCCCCGAUUGGCUGGCUCUCAUCAUCGAGCUGCUCCAGAAGGUGCAGAUGGAUAGCGCGCAGCUGAUCCACUGCCGCGAGCUCGUGGCACAUCACCUUUCCACCCUGCAGCCUUCUCUGCCGCCCAACUCCGUAUAUGUCUACAGUCCCCUCAAGCAGACCCUGGUGACCUGUAACAGAGGAGUGUUCAAAUGCCAGCCCUCCUCUGUCCCAGGGCCAGGUUUCUCCAAGGACAACGGCAGGCCAGAAGUGCCGCUCACAGGUACAGCCGCGCUCCAGCAGCGUCUGCCAGCUCCCGCCGGCUGCAAGCAAGCCUCGGCCAAGCGCAAAGUGGAAGAGAUGGAAGUGGACGACUUCUACGACGGCAUCAAGCGCCUCUACAACGAGGACGCGGCUCCGGAGGGAGUGGCUCUGGAAAGCAAGGGCUCGGUUUGCGGCGCUGACGUCUCGAGGCAGGAGGGCAACGUUUCCCCUUGUCCGCCUUUGCAGCCAGUGUCCGUUAUGUAGCCGAGAGCGCCGCUCAAGUGGCCGCUCUCCAAACCUCGUGGGACCUGGCACCGGGUAUUUGCAGUGGGGGGAGAAGGGGCCCAUACCUUGUCAGGCUGAACUGAAGGGAGCCAAAAAACA